AUGAAGCAAAGUGCGGCGCUACACCUGGAGAAGGUCUGUGGACAAGCAGAUCGGGUGGUAUCUCGGCGGACGAGCCGGGAAUCAUGGACAAGCCCAGAAUCCUCCCUGCACGGCGCAGAUUCCAGCGCAACCAUCUUCAGAGUCCAACUCGGCCGCUUCAUAAAAGGUUUCAUCAACCGCUCCGAGUUUGGUUUUGCCGACGCUCCAUUCAAGAGUGGCAUGAGUCCAGGGAUGUAUCCAGCUCUACCAGCUCAGGGCAUUCCUAACGCUGGCAGUGCGAGGGGUCCAACUGAGAGCUUCUUGAUCCAGCUAAUUAGAAAGUUGACCGGGAACGGGAAAUUGUCAGGCCACCAGAAUAUAGUUCAGAAGCCCAUCAACACGCCGUUUGUUUGCCGGUUCCCAGCGCUGUGGUGUCGCGACAGGGCUGCCUCUCGAUUAGUAUGA
Messenger RNA from Pyricularia oryzae 70-15, 444 nucleotides. RefSeq lists its product as uncharacterized. Bases 1 to 444 code for a protein of 147 amino acids. The record is from RefSeq and is a predicted model, not a curated record. NCBI's taxonomy places the organism in Eukaryota, Fungi, Ascomycota, Sordariomycetes, Magnaporthales, Pyriculariaceae. The transcript has a single exon.